GCAAAACUGGGGGUCCGACAGUCUCAUCAGAAGCGUGUUACAGGGCUUAUGAGUAUUGGAAGGCUCAAGGGAAGAUUGAGCUGGAGGGCAGCGUGGAGGUGAUCAAGUACAAAAUCCUCACCAGCAGGAGGAGCCAGCUCUUCCAGAGAGUAAAGGUGGGAGGAGAGCUCCUCGCCCUAGAAGAUCUGGACUUCCUGGUUGGAGCAGACCCCAAUUUCAUGUCAGACGAGGAAAGUGAUGCUGAAGACAAGUUCACCUAUCAUGUGGUCCCUCCCAGGUGGUGCUGGCAGAGGUUGACCCGGAUUGUCCGGCUCUGUCAGAGAACCCUAGAUGAGAAUUGUCGUGAGGGCAUUGAAAAUUACAGGGGGGUACAUUUACCUCCCGCAAUCCCCCAAAAGGAAAGGCUAAGCAAGUGUAUGUGAAUAAAAAAUAAUAAACUUAAAUGUUGUUAUUUCUUAAUUGAUUGCUCAAACAGUGUUAAUGACUGUCCACAUUCUGGUAAAUACCCUCAGUUUGCUGUUUCAAGGGGAGAGGCUCCAGAUAAAAGUUGCCUCUAACCAGUGAUUUAGGAUCAGCUAAACCUUACCCCAUCCUGAGCAGUGAUUCUGUGAAGUGAAAAGCAAAACUCAAAUCAAAUUUCAAAUAAAAUGUUAUGUCACAUGCUUCAGAAACUAACAGUGAAAUGCUUACUUAUGGCCCUUCCCAACAAUGCGAAACUGACCUUAGAUUUGUGCCACUGAGGUAAAGGACGGACCAUAUUUGUGACUUUUCGUAGCAGGUUAGUAGAGCAUUUUCGCUAACCCUUUUCCUAACCUUAACCUAAUUCUCCUAAUCUGCUACAUAACUUCUCCUAACCUGUUACGAAAAAGUCGUAGCUGUAUGGAAGUGGCGUGUUUUUAGGGAAUCUCGGAGGGGGGUCCAGGUGCGACAUCAUCUCGCAGAGCAGUCAUCCCUCAGGUUCUCUAUGCUACCAUCUACUGGUGUCAUCUCUCAGUGCAGUGCAUCUCUCAGGAAAAGUGGGGGUGUCGAAAGGAAUGGACGUUUCGAAAGGAACCAUAUAAGGAGAAGUGGGGGUUUCGAAAGGUGCCACUCAAGACACGUUUAGGUUAUCGGACGUUUGUCAUGGACUGCAGAAAUGACAGUAAGGAAUUUCAGUUAUGCCAACAACAAAAAAAUUAUAUUCACUCACUGUGAGCUGUGUCUUUGAACGUUACCUACCGGAUGACUGCUCUGAGAGAUGACGUCGCAGCUUGACCCUAUUGGAAUCUCGUGCCAGUGCUCAGGGACACAUCCGAAUCUUAUUGGAUAUGUAAAAUCGCGAGGGUUGGCCGAGAGGCGAGGUCCACUCGGAAAAUUGUGGUGUAGUAGCUAAUUCGAGCAUUUGCACUACAGCGUACAGUUCUAACAGUAAAUAUUGUAUGCUCCAUACAUUGAAAAUAUACGCCGACGACCAAGCCAACGUAGUCAGUUGGUUUAGAGACCGCUGUUUUUGCAGGUUCGUGCUGACCGACAGACUGCAUCAAUGUGUCUGCCAUGUUUACGUUUUCGCGCGCGGAUCCCCAGCUAGCUAGCUUUGCACAUUUACUGCAUGUUGUGUUGGACUUGCUCGUCUGUAAGCAAUGCAUACACCUUUGCAAAUGAUAACAACAUUUAAAACAGUAUAACGUGCAUGUAUAGACGUUAAUACAGUUAGCUAUGUGGCACACACGACAUUUUAAACUCGUUUGUACUAGCCCACAAUGUCUUCAUCUCGAGUUGUGUAACGUUAACGUACUGUAACUAACGUUACAGCGGCAUACAUCCGGAUAAAUCCGGUUUUGAAAGUUAAAUAAUUAAGGAAUGUGAGGUAUAAAUGUUAUGUUGAUGACAAAAAAGGUUUAACCAAAGCAUCAAAUUAAAGUAGCACCUUCUGCAAGACCUCUUUGAUCACAGACACAGCUAAUCAGCAUCGUUUCUUUAGUUUGAAAACAAUCCCAGCAGUAUUUUCUAAAGUUUAAAGUUAGAAACUUUAGCUUUACCUUUUUGAAUUUGGUCAAAUAAGCCAAAAAUAGUUUCCUGAUAUUGAAUACAGUGUUAGUCUACUGUACUGUAACUUUACUGUUAUUCUGUGUACCCACUGAUGUUUAUAUGAUUCUUGUUGAGUGACAGCUGAGCUUCCAGCUCUAGAACCUGGGUGACAUCACACAAACCUGAGCCAGGUGGAGGUGGAGCCAGGGGGACCAGAGAUGUCGGAGAAGGUGCAGAACACCUUCAGGAUGCAGCUGUCCUCCGUCAUGGACUCCCUGCUCACUGCGGCCGUGUGUGAGAUCUCCAAGAUCUUUGAAGGCAGUCUGAGUGCGCAGCAGGCAGAGCUGACGCAGAGCGUAGAGGAGAUCUCAGCAUUGAAAGGGAAGCUGAGGCGGGCAGAGAUGAGGUUGAAGGAGGGUGGAAAAAGAGAGGAUUUGGACGAUAUGGCUGCCAACACCUCUGGGCAAACAGUCUCUGAUGUGACGACAAUUGCUGAGAUAGAAGACGAAGUACCCGAUUGGUGCGAGCCCCUUCAGUCAGAAGAUUCCUUAAUUCCACCCUUGAAGAUCAAAAAGGAAAAUGAGGGGCCAUGGGUGGACCUGCGACCACUGAGUGUGUCUCUAUGGCGCAUCCCUAACAUCAAACAAGAGCAGGCUGAAGAUUUUGAUAACCACUUGCUGACAGCCCUAGCCAGGAGUCCUCCACGAAAAGGGUCGGCUGCGGAGCAGUUGUUAACCAGACGGUUAAAAGACUUACCUGAACUGAGCGUGGCCGGGUCAGGGUACGGUUGUGGUUCAGUAGGACGGGGGCGGGGGCGGGGGCUGAGGAAGACCCAUGGUAGUCUGUUGUGCACGUCCAAACAAGAAAAUCCGGAACCCCAGAGCAGCGUCUUGUCAGACAAGAAUGUCUUGAGGCACCGCACAAGACAAGGAAAAGAUAGUGACUUACAAAGCAAACACAGUGAGGGGAGACAUGGGAAAACGAGUGACAUAGUGAAAAAGAAGGUAGGAAGGAGAAGAAAGCAUUUAAAAAUGGAAACUAAUGCAGAGGAAGAAGCAACAACCAUUGGAACUGACAAGAGUUUCUGCUGCAAAUACUGUGGGAAGGGCUUUCACAGAGAGUUUGGCCUUUCUGUGCACAUGAGGUCUCAUAACAAGGGGACAUACAAAUGUCCUAAGUGUCCCAAAAAGUUUCCGUAUCCAAGUGCACUCCGUGUGCACACGUUGAACAGCCACGGCAAAACAGAAAAUAACAAACCUUGCUCUAGCAUCAAAGAAAAGUCCAACUCUAUCAACCACAAAGUGAAACCCCUCUCCCCCAGCAGAACAAAGCCUACUUCCCCCAUCAACAAACCUCUCUCUCCCAGCAAAGUGAAACCUCUCCCUGCCAGCAAGGCUAAACCACUACCCCCCAAAGACAAUCCUACCUCCCCAAACAACAAAGUUGGCUCCCCCAAAGAAGGCAGCACACAUCCAGAACUUUAUUCUUGUCACGUUUGCCAUAAGGAGUACACUUCUGCAAAUUCCCUGCAGGACCACGAACGCAUUCACACAGGUGAGAGACCGUACCCUUGUAACCAGUGUGGGCAGAGGUUCCGUGUAAAGCAGUUCCUGAUAUUGCAUUUGCGUAAAGCCCAUGCGGAUGUGUACGGGGGUGAGGAGAGCAGCGGAGACCUCUCCUGGACUGCACCAGUGGAGGAUCCCAUUGCUAACGGUGCUGAGCAGCAAUCUGCCAUCAAAUCAAAGAGCAAAGACGAUCGACGUGCAAAGGCAAACAGCAAACGGAAGCAAAUGAUAGAAACAGACGGCUUGUUCCAAUGCACAGUGUGUAAAAAGCUGCUAAGUUCACAGAUUAGCCUCGUUCAACACUUCCGCAUCCACACAGGUGAGAAACCGCUCAGCUGCGAAGAGUGCGGCAAGAAAUUCCGCUGUCACCCCAUCUUGAUCAGCCACAGGAGGUCCGCCCACCCGGGAAAGAAGUACCAAUGCCUCAAGUGUGUCAAGCAAUUUGAGACCAUGGCCGAACGUAAAAGACAUCUGCUACAAGUCCACCAAUUCAAGAAACCAAACCCGCGGUCCCGCUGUCCUCGCUGUAGCAGGACUUUCCACAACAGUAACUCCCUGAGAAUCCACUAUGAAACUGUCCAUGCCUGAGUCUGUCCCCACAUGGCUCGGCCCAGUCACAUUGGAGUGUUCAGCAGGGCCGGGGUCAAUUCGAAUUACAUUAAGGAAAUCAGAUUAUUACGUCCAUUUGAAAUUACAUUUGUGAUUUUGAAAAGUGCUGUUUAUUUUCAUUGACCGUUUUUGUUAUCAUUGACUGACUGAGUGAAAAGGGAAUUGACCCCAACCCUUGUGCCCAGUGAACUAACAUGAUGCUGAGAGAGGACGAAGAAAGCGCAAACUCACAAAGACUUGUGAUUCACAAAAACUUGUGAUAUGGUGAUCAAUGUUUGUGAUAUGGUGCUCAAUAUGGGUAUCACUGUUCAACCUGUGAUAUGGGGAUAAAUCUGUUUUCUGGGGGUUGCAGGAUCACGCUUUUUUAAAGUCAGUGCCAGACCGGUUUAUGGCGAUUUGAUUUCAACGCCUUGGAGCCAUGUUUUUAGUUUUAUGGUUUUAGUUCCAUGUAAACACGUCUAUCAUUUAUAUGUUAUUAUGACAAAUGUAACAUGUUCAUUGUACUGUACAUUCCCUAUGUUGUCAAGAAAAGCACAGGGCAGAAAAUACCCAUGUUUCUGACUCUGAAAAUACUGAAAAUCAGUUUUUUUUUUACAUUAAUAAUAUCUGUAUUUACUGGAGGUUGACUUACCUUAAUAGGUCAUGCAUACUCCAAUAGGGGUGUUCAUGGAUCACCCAAUUUCUUAGUGACCUUUUAUGAAUUACAAUGAUUGCACAAACAUGGGCAAUAGAGAGACCUCAGUAAUAAAGGAUUACAAAUAGUA
Coregonus clupeaformis (lake whitefish) is the source of this 4945-nucleotide messenger RNA. Its product is annotated as zinc finger protein 878. The transcript has 6 exons. Lineage: Eukaryota; Metazoa; Chordata; Actinopteri; Salmoniformes; Salmonidae. The record is from RefSeq and is a predicted model, not a curated record. Bases 2226 to 4160 code for a protein of 644 amino acids. Gene Ontology annotation, cellular component: nucleus.